UUUUGAGAUUUAUCGUUUAUAUACGUGUUAUUAUACACGUGAAGGAGAGCUGGGCUGUCAGUUCUGGCCUAUUGGUUCCUUUAGCAGCAUGUCGGAGUUUCCUGCGAGGAAGAAACAGAAGCCCUCUUCGGGAGAGGCUCAAGAAAGGGUCGACUGGAGGAAAAGGAAAGCAGAAAAAAAGGAACAGAAGAGGAAAUGGAAGGAGGCUAAGCUGAUCGAGCAGCUGGAGAAACAAAACCAGGCGAAAGCAGAGGAGGAGAAAAUGCAGCAGCAGUGUCAGGAAGAGGAGGAGCCGAAGGCUGAAGGUCGUUUGUACACUGUGAGCAUCGCUUUGCCUGGCUCUGUGUUGGACAAUGCUCAGUCUCCGGAGUUGCGGACGUAUUUGGCCGGACAGAUCGCUCGCGCCUGCGCUGUAUUCUGCGUGGAUGAGGUGGUCAUAUUUGACGAGCAGGGGGAGGACACCAGGACGGUGCAGGGAGAGUUUAAAGGUGUGGGGAAGAAGGGCCAGGCCUGCGUCCAGCUGGCCAGAAUCCUGCAGUACCUGGAGUGUCCACAGUAUUUGCGGAAGGCGUUCUUCCCUAAACACUCCGACCUGGAGUUUGCAGGAGUGUUGAACCCUCUGGACAGCCCCCAUCACAUGCGCAUUGAUGAGGAGAUGGAGUUUAGAGAGGGCGUAGUGCUUGACCGGCCGUGUAAAGCAAGAAAAGGAUCUUUUGUGAACUGCGGAAUGAGGAAGGAGGUUCAGAUAGAUAAGCAGCUACAGCCGGGUCUGCGAGUGACCGUGCGACUCCUUCACAAAAACCAGAAACCAGAGAGCAGGGUGCAUUGCGGAGUGGUUGUAGCUCCUCAUGUCCCAAGAACAGAAGGUGGACUGUACUGGGGCUAUAGCGUCCGUCUGGCUUCCUGUCUCAGUGCUGUAAUGACAGAAUGUCCAUUCAAAGAUGGCUAUGAUCUGACCAUUGGGACAUCUGAGAGGGGUAGUGACGCUGACCCAACUCCUCUGCCUCCAUUCAGGCAUAUGUUGGUGGUGUUCGGGGGCCUUAAGGGUCUGGAGGAGAGCGUAGCUACGGAUCCAAAUCUGGACGUGACUGAUCCCAGCGUGCUCUUUGAUCUCUACCUCAACACCUGCCCAGGACAAGGCAGCCGCACCAUCCGCACUGAGGAGGCCAUAUUAAUAACCCUGUCAUCAUUACGGCCAAAAAUCGCCACCUCUGACCACAACAAAAGAUGACCGCAAGAAUUGACAUCACCACAUGCAUGAAGCUACAUGCAAACCAAAUGCUGGGCUGUCCAUCAGACUGACCAAAAGAGAAGAUCUUGCAUCAGUAUGGGUGGAGGACACGAACUCUUAAGUGUGCGCUAACAUACGUGAAUCGCAUAUUGGGACACAGCCUGUGCAGACUUGUGCAGCCUGCUCAGUGUUUGGCCAUGUACACCUGCAAAAACUGAUUAGAUUAAGAUAAAAAAAAAAGAAGGCCAAGAAUUUGUUUUCUCAAACAUAUAUAAUGUUUUUAAGACACAUUAUGUACAGAACAUUCAUAAAGAGUGACGAGCACAAGAACACAAUCAAAAGUGAUGUCAAAGUUACAGUCAGAAUAUUAAUAAUCAUAUUAGUCAUAUUACAUUCUUCACAUCGUUCCUGUCUCUCAGGCCCUGUCCAGAAUGAAUCCCUGCUCCCUCCUGUCCUGGACAUUAGCACAAGCGUCAGAACUCUCAGGAAUAACGGACACCGACACGGUCAGGGUCAACUCAUCGAGUAGUUAUCAGAUGGGAAAACAUACUACAAAAGCCAUCGUGUUGAGCGAUAUAUUGUUUGUUAAUAUGCUAAUGAGCCCUCUAACCAAUCACAGUGCUUUUAAUGUGUGCUCUGAGCGUCCUAACCAAUCACAGCUCCAGAUGAUUGUUAGGAUGGUCAAAAUAACGCAGGCUGUAACUCUGUUAUAUUACUGACUCAUAAGUGUGUUUCUAGCAUAUAGCAAACUGUCACAAGGUCAUCAUAAUACUGGUAUUUUGUCUAUAUCGUGCAGCCCUACAUGGCAAGUGAGGUCAUUAUCAUUUUGAGACUUUUGCAUUAAUAUUAUACAUUUAUUUAACUUCUAGACACGGCAGAUUAUUUUGCUUAUUUCAUGCAUUAUUUCUUAAAACAAGCGAAAUGAUCUGCCAACAGAAUAAGACUGUUUCUUUGGAUAACAUUACUUAAGAAAACUAGUAAAAACAUUAGAAAUAAGCGAAAUAAUCGGAUAUUGAAACAACUGUAUGAUAGUAGACAUUCACACCCAUUUCAAGAUGUUUACUAUGACCCCACAGGUUAGACUUUGUUCAAAUCUCUGCACAAUUGAAUGGUAAAGAUAUAAACAAAGUCAUUCAGAGUGGUUUGGCGUGAAACGCUCUGCUAGAUAAACUGACCGAUUUCAGAACUGUUCACAGUGGUGGUGACACAGUUCACAGUGGUGGAGAAACCUGUCUGGGUCUGGCAAAACAGUUCCCAAAGAAAACCUUUUUCCACUUUUUUUACCAUCAACAUGCCAUAUGAAACUACAAACCUAAGACUCGUGUAGGUUCUCUGGUGGUUCUGGAAAAUGUUGUAGUCAUGGUGACCCCUGGUUCCCAUCACCACCACUGUACAGACGUCUGGACCAUUUCUCACCAACUCUGAAUUAAUUAUGCAGAGAUUGUGAACCAUCUGCGGAAUUCGACUUUAAGAUGUUCGGGAGGAAGGGUGCAGGGUCAUUUUGGACAAAGCCACUUUGUACAUGCCUGGGGCGUCGGGAUGCAGCAUACUGAACUGGAAUUUAGCUUUUUCGGUUAAUUAUUUAGCUUUUACUGACAUGCCAGUAUUCUCGUUCCUGAUGCCCGGCUCCUGAGGCUCCUACAUCCCAGGUGUCUCAGGCCAACAUCACAAUCCCAGUGUUUAUUCUGAACGGGUCUUUGAGGUGCUUAAAGCAAUAAU
Molecule: messenger RNA, 2950 nt
Organism: Pygocentrus nattereri (red-bellied piranha)
Lineage: Eukaryota; Metazoa; Chordata; Actinopteri; Characiformes; Serrasalmidae
Gene: spout1
Product: SPOUT domain containing methyltransferase 1
Exons: 12
Coding region: 89-1231 (380 amino acids)
Biological process (GO): miRNA processing; maintenance of centrosome location
Cellular component (GO): kinetochore; spindle pole centrosome; mitotic spindle
Molecular function (GO): miRNA binding
Source: RefSeq, a predicted model, not a curated record